UGCUGGCUAUACUGCAGCGCGCGCUCCGUGGAUUGUUGCUCGUGGUUUUGCAGAUUGUCACAUCUAGGCGGCGACACAGAGUCCAUCCUCGGAAAAAAACAACAUUUCACCUCCUUUUCCUUUUACCCAAAAUGCUCGAGUACGUUUCAGUGACCAUGUCGCGCGUUUGCUGUCAUGAAAUAAUACAAAAAAUAGGCACGAAAAGAGGGGGGACGGGGACUUAUCGCGGAAUAUAAGGAUAUACAGCUAAAACCAUGGCUGUAACAGAAGAAGGAGAUGUGUUGCACAGUAAAAUCAGGCAGUACGAUGGGAUUGGCAGUGCAAACAGCUCAGAAACCUUCAGAAACGGCUAUGUGAAAAGCUGCGUCACCCCUUUAAAACAAGACCACCAAGGGGGCUUCUUAUUUAACAUUUGUAGGUUUUGCAGUGUGGAUUUAAUAGGUUUGAGACGAUUUCGGGCUUCGGCUCUAUACGUCGGCGCGUUCGCAGUUUUUGCCGUUUCUCUGCUGAUCUCCAGGAGCCUGCCAAGUGGACUUAGCUUUUUGGAUCUGCGGACACUGCUGGGCUUUUCACAAUCCAUCAGCCCCCUGUUCAGCAUAGGCUGUGCGUUCUUCUUUUUAACGUUUUACCUGCGGAGGAAUAAGAGGGAAAGUUACUGGUGCUGGCUGUUGUCGCUGCCAGCGUCGUGCUACUUGGGGGACUUCUUCGUCUUGCUGUUUUUGCAAUGGGGGGAAGACCAUCACCAGAUGCAGAUGGUGGGCAGACUGCUGUUUGUCCUGGGCUGCGUGGGCUUGCUGACAUUGGUCCCCACUUUGAAACUCAGACACAGUGUUGUGAUCCUGGUUUUCGCCAGUUUGGUGUGGCUGGUUUCCUUCACGAGCCUUGGCUGUCUGCCCCCGUACGCGAGACCCCUUUUGGCUUGCGUGGCGGGGGUAUCGGGCUGCCUCACGGGGCUCUGUUUCCAUAAUUAUUACCCCGCAAGGGACACGCCGCACAGGAUCCCUAACGCCGAGGAAAAGGUCCCUGUAAUUAGACCUAGGAGAAGGUCCAGUUGUGUGUCUUUGGGAGAAACGUCAACCAGUUAUUAUGGCAGUUGUAAACUGCCCCGGAGACCCUCCCUACCAUGCAUUUCCCGAGAACAGAUGAUUCUCUGGGACUGGGAUCUGAAGCAGUGGUACAAACCACAGUAUCAGGGUGCAGUCACAGGGAACGGGGUGGACCUGUCGGUGGUGAACGAGGCGCGCACGCUGGUGUCGGAGCUGCUGGCGGACUCCUCCCUGGCCCCCCAGGUGACCUCCUCGCUGCGCAGCAUCAGCAGCCUGAUGGGGGCGUUUUCGGGGUCCUGCCGCCCCCGCGUCAACCCCUUCACCCCUUUCCCCGGCUUCUACCCCUGCACUGAGUCCGAGGACCCCGCGGAGAGGGGGGAGAGGAGGCCCCACAAGGGUAUGAACAGCAGUAGGAGCAGCCUGCCGACCCCCCAGCUAAGACGCAGCUCUGCCACCUCCACCCUCCCCCCCCUGGAGCUGGUGUCCUCCCGCUGGGAACGCAACAACGGGAAGAGACCGUACCCUGACCUCACCACUACCAGCCAAGGGCCUCCACCCAAUGGACCCAACACCAACCUGCUGACCAUUCCCAAGCAGAGGUCAUCAUCUGUGACCCUGACCUAUCACAUGGUGCCCAGGAGAGCAGGUGCCCCCCCCGGCCUGAGCCCGCUGAGCUCGCCCACCCACAGCUCCCCCGGCGCGGGCGCCAUGGCGACGGCGCGUUCCCCCGUGGAAUUCCCGGACACGGCGGACUUCCUCCGGAAGCCCAGCGUCAGCCUGCACAGGCCCGCGGGGUGCGCCCUCAGCGCCCCCGAUUUCCAGCCGCAGCUGCGCGCCCCCAGCGCCCCCGCCUGCAGCAGCUGUGGGCGUCUGAUGCUGAAGAGUGUUCCAGGUGCUGACACAGGUGAGGCACAGCUGCUGCCAUAUACAGAGUUACAGCAGAGGCACUCAGGUGAGGGAGCAGAGUGUGUGGCCGACGCUGCAGCCCUGGAGGACCACGCCCAGGAGGCACAGACACAGGGAGAGGCGUGUCCUGACUCAGGCGGGAGGGGGCCAGGGGACCCCGAAACACAGACCAGCCAAGAACAGAAGGGCUCGGAGAGAGAGAGCGGGCAGGACUUCACACUGGACCCCCAGCUGGAGGAGCACCAGGCCCUCAUGGAGAAGAUGGACACCUGGAACUUCCAGAUCUUCGACCUCGUGGACGAGACAGGCGGAAAGACAGGGAGGAUCCUCAGCUACGUGACCUACACGCUGUUCCAGGACAUGGGCCUGUUCCAGCUCUUCAAGAUCCCAGUGCGGGAGUUCAUGGCCUUCUUCUGUGCCCUGGAGAGUGGCUAUCGGGACAUUCCCUAUCAUAACCGGGUGCACGCCACGGACGUCCUCCACGCCGUCUGGUACCUGACCACGCGGCCAAUCCCCGGGUUCCAGCAGAUCCACAGCGAGCACACGACAGGAAGUGACACAGACUCGGACAGCGGGAUUUCUCCGGGACGGGUGGCAUACGCGUCCUCUAAGACCUGCUCCAUCAUGGACGACAGCUACGGCUGCCUGGCCUGGAACGUCCCGGCGCUGGAGCUCAUGGCGCUGUUCGUAGCAGCCGCCAUGCACGACUACGACCACCCCGGCCGCACCAACGCUUUCCUGGUCGCCACGAACGCUCCUCAGGCGGUGCUGUACAAUGACCGCUCGGUUCUGGAGAACCACCACGCGGCCUCAGCCUGGAACCUGUACCUGUCCCGGCCCGAAUUCGGCUUCCUCAACAACCUGGACCACGUGGAGUUCAAACGCUUUCGCUUCCUGGUCAUCGAGGCCAUCCUCGCCACCGACCUGAAGAAGCAUUUCGACUUCUUGGCCGAGUUCAACUCCAAGGUCAACGAUGUAAACAGUCCUGGCAUCGACUGGACCAAUGAGAACGACCGGCUGCUGGUGUGCCAAGUGUGCAUUAAGCUGGCGGACAUCAACGGGCCCGCCAAGGCGCGGGAACUUCACCUCAAGUGGACGGAGGGCAUCGUCAACGAAUUUUACGAGCAGGGCGACGAGGAGGCCAGUCUGGGAUUACCCAUCAGCCCCUUCAUGGAUCGCUCGUCCCCCCAGCUGGCCCGGCUGCAGGAGUCCUUCAUCACGCACAUCGUCGGCCCCCUCUGCAACUCGUACGACGCCGCCGGGCUGUUGCCGGGGCACUGGAUCGACGACGCCCGCUCCGAAGAUGACGAGGAGGAGGAGGAGGAAGAGGUGGACGGAGAGGAAGAGGAGAUUGAAACCGAGGAUGACGAGCUGGAGGAGGGGAUCCAGCCAAAAAGAGGAAACCGCAGACGGCUGUUCUGCACCAUCAUGCAGCACCUGACGGAGAACCACAAGGUGUGGAAGAAGACCAUCGAGGAAGAGGAGAAGAGCAAAGAGGCGACCAAGCCGCAGCAGAGCCAGGCGCCGGCCGAGAGCCCCGCCCUGACCGCGCCCUCCGACGACAUCCAGGUCAUCCAGGAGGAGGCCGAGGAGGAGGAGCAGCAGCAGCGUCCGUAGCGGGAGGAAGAGGAAGGGGCCGUGGCAGGAAGAUGGGCUUGGACACGGGCGGGGCGGGAUCUGACGAAUGGGGGUGGGCGGGGGGAUGGCAAAGGG
This is a messenger RNA of Anguilla anguilla (European eel), 3665 nucleotides long. RefSeq names its product cGMP-inhibited 3',5'-cyclic phosphodiesterase B-like. Bases 255 to 3569 code for a protein of 1104 amino acids. The transcript has 16 exons. Gene Ontology annotation, cellular component: membrane. Gene Ontology annotation, biological process: signal transduction. NCBI's taxonomy places the organism in Eukaryota, Metazoa, Chordata, Actinopteri, Anguilliformes, Anguillidae. Gene Ontology annotation, molecular function: protein kinase B binding; 3',5'-cyclic-AMP phosphodiesterase activity. The record is from RefSeq and is a predicted model, not a curated record.